Molecule: messenger RNA, 1035 nt
Organism: Nelumbo nucifera (sacred lotus)
Lineage: Eukaryota; Viridiplantae; Streptophyta; Magnoliopsida; Proteales; Nelumbonaceae
Product: Tetratricopeptide repeat (TPR)-like superfamily protein
Cellular component (GO): chloroplast thylakoid
Source: RefSeq, a predicted model, not a curated record
GACUGUCGAUCUCGCGGAAGGCAAGCCAAGGCCAUGGCGGUUCUUCACGUUUCUCCUCUCUCUUCCAAAAUCACUCCAAAGCUGUCUCCUUGUCUCAGACCUCAUCGCUCUAAUUCCAAACCGAUUUUGUGUUUAUGCUCUUCCGACUAUCGUGCGCACCAGCAACAUUUACCUAGAUUGGAGAAGAUCGUAGCUCCAGUACAUCACUUCUCAUCUCUUGGUGAAUCAAUCGCUAGGGCAAGCUUGCUUGCUGUUCUAUCUGCUUCUCUGUUCCUGGCUGAUCCGGCGCUUGCAUUCAAGGGAGGAGGUCCUUAUGGGGCUGAAGUUACGAGGGGUCAGGAUCUUACUGGAAAGGAUUUUAGCGGAAAGACUUUGAUCAAGCAGGACUUUAAAACGUCGAUAUUAAGACAAGCCAAUUUUAAAGGUGCAAACUUAUUGGGUGCUAGCUUCUUUGAUGCCGAUUUAACAGGGGCUGAUCUUUCUGAUGCUGAUCUUAGAGGUGCAGAUUUUUCCUUGGCAAAUGUGACUAAGGCCAAUUUGAGUAAUGCAAACAUGGAAGGUGCACUUGCUACAGGGAAUACAUCCUUCAGGGGUUCCAUAAUAACUGGAGCAGACUUCACAGAUGUUCCUUUGAGAGAUGACCAAAGAGAGUACCUUUGCAAAGUUGCUGAUGGGGUGAAUCCAACAACAGGAAAUGCAACAAAAGACACGUUGCUUUGCAGGUAGUGUCUCAAGAAAUCAACUUGUUGUAUCAAAAGAAAAAGAUGAUCGCAUCCAUUAUCAGUUUAAUGUUUUUUUUGCCCAUGUUGGUUGAGGAAUUUUAUUGCUUGUUACUACCAUACUAUAUAUGUAAAUAAGUUGCUAUUAUAAUUUCCAUCUCCAUUUUUUUAGAAAAAAAGAGAAUCUAUUUGAUGGCCCAUCUAUCAGUUACCUCAACCACUCAUUUGGUGGCCAAACUUAUGGGAAAGAUUGUCCCUUCACCAAUUGAAACUUGUAACAUUGAAGAGUGAAAAUUUGACGAAGAAUUAACAGUCU